AAUAUGCAAAACGUAAUACUACAAUAACCAGUUUAUAUACUUUCAAUGCUAUUCUGGCAUCACUCGCAUGAGACCGUUCCUCCCACGUCUCCCCACACGAGCUUCUGACACCAGUGUUUUUCGCGCGCUUUUCGCAAACACAUGCCUUGGACGGCUCUGCAGUGAACAGUGCAAAAUUGCUUUCAGCAUUCAAUUCGUUUUCAAAAUAUUGUGCAAUUUUUUUAUCGCAAUAAAAUACGAAUGUUUGCCUCAAAAUGUCAGUUAUUUUAACGGUUCUCGUUUUUAGUUUAAUUGGAACACUGCGAGCCCGCCAGCCUGACAUAGACCUCAACAGAAUAAAACUUAUACCGAAAGAAGGAACUCACACGCGUCCAACAAAUUAUCACAGUCGUCGUUCAAUAAUAACUGAUCACUUCCGGAGAAAUGAUUAUGACCAUCAUAGCCGCCGGGUCACCAAGCUACGGCCGCCGCUGUACGCUAUGCACGAUACCCCAUCACUUACCGAAGCGAAGACGGGCCGCGUGUACCAGCCCAAAGAAGACCCGCGCCUCUUCUAUCAAUCUGCUGCAUAUAUUGAAGAAACUAAUAGGAAGAACCUAAACAAUGAAGUCUCUUCCAUUUACCUAGGACGCGGAGUAGUGCGUGCCAGCGAACAAAACCGAAGAUCGUUGCCAAUUCGUUUAGGAGAUAAUGAGCUUAACAGCAUCAGUGAAGAUGUUUGCGUUCGAUGCCCUCAUGACAGAACAUUAAUAACGAAGGCUGGGGUUGAUCGAGCACUACUACAGUACCCUCGCAUCUUAUCGUGUUCAGGAAGAAAGGCUCCCAGGAGCGUGAGAUUUGUCCACAUGUACGGCCCUAAAUUUGGUUCUUUACUCAAAGAGGGUUCACACUUAAUCAUCGGUCGUAUAACACAUGAAAACGAAAUUCUCCAAACAUGCAAAAUGCAAAUACACGUUUUGGUACAGUCCUGUUCCGUACCGAAAUAUUUGGUAUCUCAUUGUGGAGCUGAGAAUAAAACGUGUGCAUUCUCAUGUCGUGACCCUAAAUCUGAAUUGCGAGGUCAUAAAUCUCUGACGUGCGGAGAUGACAUGAGAUGGUCAGGACAUCUGCCUGUUUGUCAUGCUCGUACGUGGUGCCAGCACCCACCAGCUCCAGAGCAUGGCAGGGUAAGCUGCAAAGGAGUGACGUCAUCGAACAACUUGGGACUCAGUGAAGGUUCCAGCUGUCGUGUGAGAUGUGCCCGGGGCUUUCGUUGGAGUACCCGUCCUGUCAGUCUGUGUCGCCGUGGCGCUUGGACUAACGAACUAAACUGUCUGCCUAAACGCACCAAAUAGGUUGUUUAAGAAAAGAUUUUGUACAUAUUCAGGUUUUGCCUAAUCUAUUUUUAAGUCUCUAACCAUUGUAUUCUUUAUCAAUUGUGUAUCAAUGUAUUAUUGAGUAUUUUAAAAUCAGUUCUAUAACGAAAACAUUUCAAGUUAAAGUAUAAUAACUAAAAAGCCCUAUUCUUAAUAUUUUAUUUUAUAUCUAGUAUUAUGACAUUUAACUAAGGAAAAUAAACAACGCCAUGAAUACCUUACACUUUACAAUGAAUAAUGACAUCCCACUAAUAUAAUUGUAAACUCGAUA
Molecule: messenger RNA, 1626 nt
Organism: Trichoplusia ni (cabbage looper)
Lineage: Eukaryota; Metazoa; Arthropoda; Insecta; Lepidoptera; Noctuidae
Exons: 6
Coding region: 255-1334 (359 amino acids)
Source: RefSeq, a predicted model, not a curated record